GGGCUCGUCUAUCUCUCUCUGUCAGUAAGUAUGUCGGUUCUUCGGUUCUGUAUGUGAGUUCGGGGUUCGAUCAUCAUCAUGUCCUCCGCGGGAUCAUGCGGACCGGCACCGGGACCGAAUCACGGCGGUUCUGGUCCCUCAAACCCGCGAAAGUUCAGCGAGAAGAUCGCGCUCCACACGCAGAGACAGGCUGAGGAGACCGCGGCGUUCCAGCAGGUCAUGAUGGACAUCACCUCCACCCGGGUCCAGGCACAGAAGGUCCGGCUGGCCAGAUCUCAGGGCCCGUAUUACGGCGGAUCUCUGCCAAACGUCAACCAGAUCGGCAGGAGCACCUCAGAACUGCAGGAGGGCUCGUUCCACUCUCCGCUGGACUCCAGUCGCUCCACUCGGCAUCAUGGUCUGGUGGAGCGAGUGCACAGGGACCGGCACUUCGUCUCUCCCAGCAGACCCUACAGGAGACACAUGGACACCCCUCACAGCAGCGCUGUGUAUCUGACUCCGCCCCCUGACCCCAGCUGGAGAAGGAACUGGAACAGUAACUUUCCCUCGGACAAGAGCCAGAUGUUCCCCCAGCUGCCCACCGGCGCGCUCAACAGAACGAACUCGGACUCUGCGCUCCACACGAGUGUGAUGAACCCGCCGGCUGCAGACACCUUCUCUGCCGGACUCUCGCUCGCGGCGCAGGGCCGACGGGCCGUUUUCUCCUAUCCAGUUCCUCCCAUCGAGGAGAACGGCCCGGAUGACGGACGCCUGCUCAAACCCUGGGACUCCAGGAAGCUGCCGCUGCUCUCUUCACGACCACGGUCCUGUGAGGUGCCUGGAAUCACUGUGUUUCCCUCUCCGGACCAGCAGGGCGGCGCCGCUCACGGCCCGUCAGUGUUGAACACGGGCGGCUCGCUGCCGGAUCUGUCCAGCCUGCACUUCCCGUCUCCUCUCCCCACGCCGCUGGACCCGGACGAGCCCGGAUACCCGUCGCUCAGUACCGGGAACCUGACCUGCACCCUCACCCAGCUGGGCAUCGCCGGCUCCCUCCACUCCUCAGGUCUGCUGCCGUCUCUGCAGGGCACGUCGAGUAGCCCCUCCCUCCAGUCGUCGCUUAGCAACCCCAACAUCCAAUCAUCUCUCAGCAAUCACUCAUUCCCGAGCUCCGCCUCCCUGCACUCGUCGCUGAGCAACCCCUCCCUGCAGUCCUCGUUAAGCUCCUCCCCCUCUCUGAGGUCAUCGCUCAGCAGCCAGUCGUUGCAGUCGUCCCUCAGUAGCUCCUCCCUCCAGUCGGCAGCCAGUAACCCCAGUAACACCAGCUUCUCGGGCUCCUUCGCUGCGCUCGGCCCUGGACAGGUGCAGAUGAACACGUCCCCCCGCAGGCGAGCGCAGCUGACCCCCGUGACCCUGCCGCAGGACACGCGCCGACACCACCCCAAACAGUUCUCGCCCACCUCGUCCUCGCUCGGCUCCAUCACACAGGGAGUGGCUCUGGACACCAGUAAGCUGCUGGGGGAUCAGAGGUCGUCUCAGUAUUCUUUCGGACAGUCGGUUCAGAAAGGUCUUGUUCCUGCGCAGACACACACACACACACACACGCUCCGCCCGUCAUCACAGACCGCGCAGCUUCAUCUACACAACAUGCAAAACCUGCACAAGACGCAGAACUUCCAGCUGCAGCGGCCCAAUCAGAACCAGAGCCCGAGCGCGGGGAGUGUGUGUCCGGCGGACGAGCAGAGCCGCAUCAGCGAGCUGGACCUGUACAACGACACCAUGUUCCUGAACUCUCUGCUGGACGACCCGUACCUGGACCUGCAGUUAACCAGCCGUCAGAACCAGAACCUGAGUCUGAGCCAGCAGUUGGGUCUGGACUGUCCUGAUCUGGGCUCGGGGUCGGGGUCAGUGAAGGCUCCGGGUCAGCAGGGGGCGCUGGACCUGCUGGACUCCUCAGAGUGUCAGGCGUACGCAGACGGGCGGCACACGGUGCCCAACAUCCUCCUGACCGAUUCUCCGUCGGGCCUGUCGAAGGAGAUCACACACGCGCUGUCGGGCGUCCCGGGCUUCGAGAUGGACCCGUUCUGCUCGGACGACCCGCUGGCGCUGGAGGGUCUGGCAUGCUGACGGACGGGGACCUGAUGCUGGCCGA
Pimephales promelas (fathead minnow) is the source of this 2128-nucleotide messenger RNA. The record is from RefSeq and is a predicted model, not a curated record. NCBI's taxonomy places the organism in Eukaryota, Metazoa, Chordata, Actinopteri, Cypriniformes, Leuciscidae.